Messenger RNA from Paramacrobiotus metropolitanus, 1658 nucleotides. RefSeq names its product zinc finger protein 2-like. Gene Ontology annotation, molecular function: DNA-binding transcription activator activity, RNA polymerase II-specific; RNA polymerase II cis-regulatory region sequence-specific DNA binding. The transcript is spliced from 2 exons. Gene Ontology annotation, biological process: regulation of transcription by RNA polymerase II. Gene Ontology annotation, cellular component: nucleus. The record is from RefSeq and is a predicted model, not a curated record. NCBI's taxonomy places the organism in Eukaryota, Metazoa, Tardigrada, Eutardigrada, Parachela, Macrobiotidae. The coding region runs from base 371 to 1366 and encodes 331 amino acids.
GAAGGCGCAACAGUUCAACGACGCCGCCGGACCGGUGUUCCAGCGCUAUAUAGAGCUCCUACAAGUCCUCAUUGCCCAGAAGCAGGACAGAAUCAAAGACGUGCCCGUUGUUCGCUCCCGGCGAGAGGACCCGGUCGCGCAGUUGAAAGCCGUGGUAGACGUCAACCCUUUCCAGUAUAAUACUGUUGAAGCGCGGAGCAAAGCCUUCGCUUCCGCGGUGAAGUUGUAUUCGAAAAAGAAACUAUCUCCGACGAAGUUAGAGAAGGAAGGACGGGCGUUGGAACGCCGCGUUAAGAGUCGUCUCGAUCAGCUUCCGAAGCUUCUGGAGAACUAUGAUCCAGGGAACGCCGGGGACUCGUUGAAGGAAUACAUGGAGGUGCUGCAGAAAAUCCCCGAAUUGAAGGAUAACGGGGAGAAGAUUGUUCGGCCGUCGUCUCGGGUGUCCAGAGCGCCCGCGCUGCGAAUGAAGCCGGCGACGGAGGGGGUGCAUGCAUGCACAGCGUGUAUGUUUUCCUUCGAGUCGGCGGAGUUGUUGGCGUUGCACACGCGGGGCCAUGACGCCGCCGCCGUGGAGGAGGGCGGCGCCACCGCGUGUCCGGGGUGUCAGGAGGAGUGCGGAUCGAUGACAGCGCUGAUCGCCCAUGUGGCUGAGCACCGCAAGGCCUACCGUCCGCGGCAGCAGUGUCCCGAUUGUGGGCUGUAUGUCAGCGUGAAAUUCUUCGAUCAACAUAUCAAAACGUUGCAUCCCGAGAAGUCAGAUGAUCCGGCAGCGACAUUUACCUGCGGAGAGUGUAAAAAAGAGUUCGGCGCACAAAAACAGCUGUGGGCUCAUGAACAGAUCCACCGCUCCAAGAGCUGCCUGUUCUGCGCCCAGCUGUUCCCCUCCUGGCGACACCUCAGUCAGCACGUAGCGCAGCACAAACAGUCCGAAGGUUUCCCGUGCCUCCACUGCGCCAAAACCUGCGACAGCUACGCCGUCCUGAGCCGGCACUGCCGCGCCCAGCACGACGCUAAAGCGGUAUGCAUCUGUGAGAUCUGCGGCGCUAUUAAACGCAACCACGGUGCCCUGCGGCACCACAUGCUCAACCACGCCAACACCUUCCGCCACCCCUGCGACCUGUGCGGCAAGGGCUUCAAGACCACCACCACGCUGCGCACGCACCAGCGCUGGAAGCACAGCACGGAGCUGAAGGAGAAGCAUAAGCAGCACAAGCAGAAACAGAGCGGGGUGCCCCGGGACUACCUGAAUCCGCGGCAGCGCAUGCGCUUCGAGGAGUUCAAGUUCCGCUGCGAGGAGUGCCGGUUCGGGUUCCUGACGGAAGGGCGCUGGUUGCGGCAUAAGGAGAAGUUCCAUUACGAAGAGUGACGGUGCCUGUCUAGUGAAGUUGUAGUUUUUUUGGCCGUAUUUCUAUCCAUGCAGCUGCAUUUGUUUGUUGUUGCACCCGCAUUCUCUUACCUCGCUCAUUAAAAAUUGUUGUUGUGUAAAUUUCACAAUUUUCUACUGCGGUUGGUUGUGGUUUAUGGUUUUUUUUCCCGUGCGCUCAAUGCCGAUCAUGAUGUCGUCUGUCGUGAUUUUCAUCUGUUGGAUGUGUAUUGUACCAGAGGUCGCUUUGUCAAGUGUUGGCACUUUACACCAACACACUUGCCUGAUAAAAAUA